AUGCCAAGACUUUUUGCUGAGUCUCUCGCUACUUUGCUCACCUUCGAACAAGCCAACGGCUCUUCAAUUUCGGAUGGGCCAAUCAGUGCGUUUGCUGCGAAGAGAGCAACACAUACGCCAAAGGAAACCUCCCACGUUCUGUCAGAGCAGAUUGCUCCUCCUGCCCAACAUGAGGUUGAAGAUCCCCGAGACUCUCCUGAGCCUCCGAGAAAGAAGCGCAGAAAACAGAAUCGAAGUGAGGUUCGAGAUAGUAUCUCUGCAGAGCAAGUGCAAGAUAGCCCAAUCGUGACAGCGACUCCCCCAACAGAACAUGGUCUUGUCAUCUAUCCUACAACCAACGUGAGCCUCGAACAAGGAUUUGAUGCAGAAGAAGAAGAAUCGCUCAGUCUGACUAGCGAUGAAACCUCGCCUGCCAUACAGGACAGGUCAAUUUCAAGCUUUGUGCCGUCUGACGCGAACAUCCUGGAGAACACUUCAACGCAAUGGACCGUACAUUUAAGCCCAAAAGAUACCUUAGGCAUUCUCGGACAAUAUGAUCUAUGGGUUCGUAAAGGGGCUGUGGGUAUCGCUGGAGCGGUGCUACGCGAGUCUCCAGAGCUUCGGCGCGUCUUUGCUCCUUCCACACACGCAAUCCCAAUCAUUCGACCUAUACCUGAUCCUUUUGGAUCCAGAAGCCAGGGAGCUGAGGUCACCAUACGGUCAUGCGGCGUCUUUGGAAUGGAAGAGACGAAGACCCACAUGCAGAUCGACGAUCUUUCAUCAAUGGAUGACUACUACAAACGACCCCUGCGGUCGCUACAGUUGCCUCAGCCCAGCCUGUCCAUAGUACGGCAUAUGAUUGACGCCAAAGUGCAAGCCAAGCCGUUGGAAAUACUCGUUUGUGGGCCGAAGGCGUCUGGUAAAUCAACGAUGAGUCGCUGGCUUUUGAACGCACUUCUUUCGGCAUCUCAAACUCAUCGCUUGGACAAUAGUAGAAACUCUAUGCUCUACUUCCUUGAUCUAGAUCCUGGGCAGCCUGAAUUCAGCCCUCCUGGCGAGAUAUCUUUGCUCAAAGUGCAUUCUCACAACUUAGGUGUUCCCUUCACUCAUCCAACGCCACCUCCAAGGAUGGCUCAAAGUCUUCGCUCUCACUAUGUGGGAUCUAUGACGCCCAGAGAUGAUCCACGGCAUUUUCAAAGAUGCACCUCCAAUCUUCUGCAGACAUACCGAGGCUUGUCCGAGUCAGAGCCUGGAGCUACGCUACUUAUCAAUAGUGCUGGUUGGAUCCAAGGCAGGGGCUACGAUUUACUCAUGGAGCUAUUGUCUGAUUUACGUGCGACUGAUAUCAUUUACACAAGUACCACAGGCCCAGAUGAUGUGAUAGAAGGCCUCGUGAAAGCCUGCGACGCCAACGGAACACAGCUUCAUCAAGUUGCUUCACAACCAUUUCCGGAUGAAGCAAAUACUGCCUCCGAUCUGCGUGCGAUGCAGAGUCUUUCUUAUUUCCACCUCGCUGAAUCUGAAGCUGGGAAUUUGCGGUGGAAUUCGCAAUUGCUGAUGGAGAUGCCUCCCAUGCUUGCGCCUUAUUCUGGCCCCAAGCAAUGCAUUUUCGCUGCCAUGAUACUCGGCGAAUAUUUCAACCCAGACUUUCUUGUAUCAAUCUUGGACGGCUCCACCGUAGGUUUAGUCCUGAUUGAGAAUGACUUGGCCAUCGAUAGUUUACGGUCGCAUCCCACCUACGGUGAAAGUGGCAGUCUGAAUGACGGUAUAAACAGUGAAGAAAGUCUUGCUCGGAAAGGGGGCAUUCAAUCCCAAAUGCACUCUGCGAUCCGCCGGUCACCAGAUGAGAUCCCAUAUUUACAGCCCGAGCAAAACACCGCACCACUUCUCCCGGAAUGUAGCCGCUCCCUCGGACAAGCACUCAUCCGCUCUAUUGAUUUACGAAACAAAGUCUUCCAUCUCUAUACACCCGUCUCGGCUUCGGAAUUACAAAGAUUGCACUUUGAAAACCGCAAAAUUAUUUUGGCAAGGGGCAGACUCGACAUUCCGGCAUGGGCAUACAAGGAAGAACUUGAAUAUGAGAAAUCUUUGCAUGGAAAGGGACAUCCCCCUUUGGGUUUCGGAAAAGGACCUAGCAAGGACAAGACAUCUGAGGAGUCAGAAAUCAAUGGAUUGAUGGCAGAAAUGCAGAAUGUGACGAGGAAGCAGCCAUGGGUAAGUGUUGUAGAGAGAGGCAGGAGUAAGGACCCAAAAGCGCGGAGAGUGCGGCGAGAUAUUAGGUACAAGGGCCAGGUAAAGGGUGAUACAUGA
Molecule: messenger RNA, 2289 nt
Organism: Bacidia gigantensis
Lineage: Eukaryota; Fungi; Ascomycota; Lecanoromycetes; Lecanorales; Ramalinaceae
Exons: 6
Coding region: 1-2289 (762 amino acids)
Biological process (GO): cleavage in ITS2 between 5.8S rRNA and LSU-rRNA of tricistronic rRNA transcript (SSU-rRNA, 5.8S rRNA, LSU-rRNA)
Cellular component (GO): nucleus
Molecular function (GO): polynucleotide 5'-hydroxyl-kinase activity
Source: RefSeq, a predicted model, not a curated record